AUGUUUGGGUGUGGCAAGCAGGGGAGUAAGGCACGCAGCAAGACUAAAUUGUCAUCAUCUAGAAUAGACUUAUAGUUGUUUAUAGAUCCAAUUCAUUGGCUACUUUAAGAGCUCAACUAUGCUGAGCGGAUUGGGGUUGGCGCAGCGGUCUAUUUGGCGGCAGUGCUGGUAUACCUGACAGCUGAGAUAUUAAAGCUGGCAGGUAACGCGUCUCGUGACGACAGGGAGACUGGCAUCAUUCUGCAGCAUUUAGAGUUGGCCAUCUGCAACGACGAGGACCUCAGUAAGUUGUUGGGCAGUGUCUCCAUUGCUCAGGGUGGGGUCUUGCCCAACAUCCAGGUGGUGCUACUGUCCAAGGAGAAGACUGAUGGUCACCAGCACCACAAGGCCCAGAGCAAGUAG
Messenger RNA from Lemur catta (Ring-tailed lemur), 402 nucleotides. Its product is annotated as histone H2A type 1-A. The record is from RefSeq and is a predicted model, not a curated record. Gene Ontology annotation, molecular function: DNA binding; protein heterodimerization activity; structural constituent of chromatin. The transcript has a single exon. NCBI's taxonomy places the organism in Eukaryota, Metazoa, Chordata, Mammalia, Primates, Lemuridae. Gene Ontology annotation, cellular component: nucleosome.